Molecule: messenger RNA, 2670 nt
Organism: Mercenaria mercenaria
Lineage: Eukaryota; Metazoa; Mollusca; Bivalvia; Venerida; Veneridae
Product: zinc carboxypeptidase-like
Exons: 11
Coding region: 88-1353 (421 amino acids)
Biological process (GO): proteolysis
Molecular function (GO): metallocarboxypeptidase activity; zinc ion binding
Source: RefSeq, a predicted model, not a curated record
CGAAACAGAUGGUUUAAACAAGUGUCACGGCGCUCAUAUAAGGAGAAAGAACGGUCCCCAGACCAGAGCAUUGUUUCGGGAGACAAAAUGGGAUACGUUCUGUUGUUUUUCCUGAUUGGAGUUGCGGCCGCAGACUUCACCGGGCACCGGCUUGUUUCGAUAAAUGCUCGCUCUAGAGAGGACUUAGACUUUCUGAAUGCUUUAGGUGAAAAUCCCGAUUUCGAAGGGCUGGAUUUCUGGACUGAUCUCUCCGUCUACCGACCGGUCGAAGUGCGUGUUUCACCAAACGAUUAUGAGAAAUUGCAACAAACACUUAAGAGCGUUGGCAUUUCGUUUGACGUCAUAAAUGAAAACAUACAAGAUAUGAUAGACGAGGAGAGAAGGUCCAUGGAAAAAAUCCCGAAGGUUGGCCUUUGCAAUCCGCAAACGACAUAUUGUACCUACGAUGAGAUCGGAGCAUGGUUGAGUUCUAUGGCUUCAAGCAACCCAUAUCGAAUGCAGUUUACAUAUUUGGACGGGCUUUCCUACGAGGGAAGGGAGAUUUACCAAGUUAAGAUUGCUGGAGACAUGUAUAAUCCCAAAGAAGCUGUUUGGAUUGAGGCUGGUACGCAUGCGCGAGAAUGGAUUGCAAUAUCGUCUGCUCUAAAUUUGAUUGAAAAGCUACUUAGCAACUCCAAUGAGGCUACCGAAAUGCUGUCGAAGUACGACUGGUAUAUCGUGCCCGUACAUAAUCCUGAUGGUUACUUGUAUACCCAUGCAUCAAGCAAUAAUAGGCUGUGGAGGAAAAACAGACAACCCUGUAACAUGUUUUACACAGGGACCGAUUUAAACCGGAACUGGGAAGCUAAUUUCGGAGGGCCCGGAUCUUCAUCGUCCUGUUUCAGUGAAACAUACAGAGGAACGACAGCUUUUUCGGCACCUGAAACAGCUGCCCUGAGAGACGCAGUGUUGGCAACACCUUUGGUCAAGGCUUUCUUCUCUGUCCAUUGCUACUCCGAGUACAUGCUCGUUCCGUAUGGCUACACGUCAGCUUAUCCUGGUAGAUAUGAUCACCUAAUGGAUGUAGCUAAUUACAUGAUGAUGUGGCUGGAGACAAUUGACGAAAGGUACUACUUAACCGGGACACCGCCAGAUAUUCUGUAUGAGGCUUCUGGAGGUGCCUAUGACUACUUCUAUACACAAGACAUUCCUUACUCGUACACAUACGAACUGCGUCCGAAGAGUGGAACCAGUAACGGUUUUGUACUUCCGGCGUCCGAGAUCCCUCUGGCUGCAGACGAGUUGUUCAUUUCACUCUGGGCAUUUUCCAACAUAACCAAUCUUAACUGGGACAUGGAACCUUCACAUCCUUAAAGGAAACAGCAAAAUGAAAAUGUUUUUUUUCUAUUCUCAAUGAAUGUAGUAAAAUUAUCUAUGAAAGUAAAGUAAACUGUUUCACGAAAUCAAAGCCAUUAUUUUUUUGAUACCGUCAGGGUGUAUUAAGGAAAUAGUCUAUUCAUGAGAAUAAUUCUACUUUUCAUUAGAAUAUCUGGACUUUUCGUUAGAAUAUGACUAUGUUUCAGAUAAAAAUAAUAAUUAUUUUUAGAUAUGUUGCGAUAAAUAUUAUGAGUUUAUUUAACAGACAGUGUUAAGUACAAUGUUGAAUUCUAUUGGACGAGUACACAGCUGUAAUAUAAUCCAAAUAUGGCUUAUUACUGCUGUGUACCAAUUGAAUUCAGUAUUGUAUCAAACACUGUUAAAUUACCUCUUUAUUUCACACCAUAAAAAGAACAGAUGUAGAAAACAAAAAUUCUAAUAUGCUUUUCUCUGUUAAAACACACUUACGCUAGAAUGACUUCACGUUAACGUGCAGUGACGUCAAACUAAGGAAGAGCGCUACUACAUUUUAUCUACUGUUUCAGAUUAAAUUUUUUUUAUAUCAAAACCGUGUUUUAACACUUAGUCUAUUUAUACACUCGGGUGGUAAUACUGCGCCCUCGUGAAAUUAUUACGCCCGACGUAUAACCGCCCAUCGUGCAUAAAUAGUGUUAAAACACUCUUUUGUUAUGAUUUGUUUUCUUAAUUCAAACAUUUAAGUUCAUUUAACAACAGCACAUAUCAAUUUAAAAUACGUUCUUCUCUGAUAAUACAUAGAUCUAUACAUUUACUCUCAACGCAAAAAAAAUCGAAAACAAUUUUUUUUGAAAUUUUGAACCGUAGCCACGAAACUGUAAUUGGAUAGAAAACGUUCUAACUAAGAAAUUGGGUGUUUUCACUUACAUGUUUCAUUAAAAAUAAAAAAAUUAUCGUAAUUUUUUAACAAAAAAUAAUACUACUGUCGCUAUAUAGCUUACGCGGGAAAUAAUUUCAAAUGCCUCCUUAUAAGAAAUCGGAACAGUUGUCCCGACCAAUAUGAAAAAAGUUAUCGAUUUUUAGGACUGGAGUCCAAUAGGAAAAAAUAUGGAGAUUGUGGACUGUAGAUUUUGGAUGUUACUAUUUAUACUUAAGAAAAUGUGAAUGCGUUUUAAAUCACAUACUAUAUACAAUACUGGUUUCUACUGAAUUGUCACGUGAUAGAAAGAAAGGCCUCCUAUUGGUUAAAAAUAUCUCGUAUUGAACAGUUCAAUGUUAAAUAACCUUUUUAUUCUUUAUCUAUUUAAUUUUAGUUUAUAUUAAAAAUUAUUCACUGAA